Messenger RNA from Panicum hallii, 1658 nucleotides. Its product is annotated as RNA pseudouridine synthase 1. The transcript has 2 exons. The coding region runs from base 2 to 1024 and encodes 340 amino acids. Lineage: Eukaryota; Viridiplantae; Streptophyta; Magnoliopsida; Poales; Poaceae. Gene Ontology annotation, biological process: pseudouridine synthesis. Gene Ontology annotation, molecular function: pseudouridine synthase activity; RNA binding. The record is from RefSeq and is a predicted model, not a curated record.
UAUGACGAAACUGCCCCUGCACCUGCUCCUCCAGCCUCCUGCCGGCGGCGCCGCCUCCCUGCUCCGAUCCCUCCUGGCACCCGCGCGCCGCCUCACGGCGAUGUCGGCGGCGGCAAAAACGGCGCCGGUGAGUGGGGAGUACCCGUCGCCGGUGUCCCCACCCUACCCGGCCGCCUCCAAGGACGUGGAGCUCCGGCGCGCCAUGACCGCCUCCGCCCGCUCCGCGGUGUUCGCCUCCGCGGACGUCGUGUUCGAGGAUGAGUGGCUCGCGGUCGUCAACAAGCCCGCCGGAGUCUACUGCGACGCCCUCCUCACCGCCCUCCCUCGCUCCGCCGCUUCAGGGGACUCAGCUAUAAAACCUAACCUUCACCUUGCCAACAGACUGGAUCGUGAUACCAGUGGGCUCAUGAUUAUUACCAAAUGCAACAAAGUUGCAGGGAAGCUAGUAAAGGCAUUCACUGAACAUGAAGUCAAGAAAACUUAUCUUGCACUUUGCAUAGGUUGCACACCAACGUGGGAGAAGAUUAAGAUAUGUUCUGGUCAUGGGCGCUCGAAACAUGGUGCUUGGCGUGUGUAUGCUAUGCCUGAUGUUGGUCGGUCAUUACCAGGGGGCUCUGUUGUAAGGGACAUGAGCACACAGUUUGAAGUUUUAGGGGUCAAUGGUAAAGGGCAGUUUAGAGAACCCUACAGCUUUUACAGUGAUGAUAUUGAGUCAAUUACUGUACAAGAAAAGGCAGCUGACCAGACUUGUAAUGAUGUUGUGAAGGACAGUGUAAUUUUGGUUAGAGCCUAUCCUCAAAGUGGACGGACACAUCAGAUUCGUCUACAUUGCCAGUAUCUUGGGUUCCCGAUCAGAGGUGAUGUGAAGUAUGGCGGGGUGAUUGAGUGGAACGGCUUAGAGUGCGAUGGCCAUGCACUGCAUGCAGAGAGCUUGUCAUUUGUACACCCUGUCACUGGUUUGCACGUCACUUUCCAGUCACCUAUCCCUUCAUGGGCUAAAGAUUUUAUCUCAGCAAUGGAUUAAAGUUCCCUUGAUCUUAUUGUGAUACACAAUGCUCCCAUUGACACAGAUAUCCACCAAAGUAGUAAUUCUGAACUGCCAAAAGCGUUAUGCUCUUGGAGCUCUGGGAGUAGCCUUGGUCACUGACAACCUUUCUUGGGGGGAUGUUUAUCAAAAGUCCUUACUUUAUGAAUAUACUUUCACAAAUACUGAGAUGAUUGUCGCAGCAGAGUUUUGACUUCAGAAUUUAAUUGUAGCAUUUGUACUGUGGAGAUGUUGAGUCAUUUGUUAUAGUAUGCCUCUUCUUUCGAGUAUGUUCAAAUUGCUAAUGUAUGCACGCAUGUUGUAGCAUGGGUUAUUGGGUUGUUCAGUAAGAUAUACAGAAAAUUUCUUAGUAGACAACUCUGAACUGUCAAAAGCAUCUCUUGGAGAUCCUUUCUGGGAGCAGCAUUGAUGAUUCAUUAGAGCCUUUCGCAGCACAACUGGUGGGUGUUCAAAAUCUGUCCUUCGUGAUUUGGAUAUUAGAAAUACUGAGAUGAUUGUUGUGCCACAAUUUUGACUCCUUACUGUAAUUGUAACAUUUGUACCAGAGAGAUGUUGAGAUGCUUAUUAUACUGUUUCAACAAAGUAUGCACAACACCCAGGUUGUACCAUGGGA